This is a messenger RNA of Raphanus sativus (radish), 1641 nucleotides long. Its product is annotated as tubulin beta-4 chain. The transcript has 3 exons. The record is from RefSeq and is a predicted model, not a curated record. Bases 92 to 1429 code for a protein of 445 amino acids. Gene Ontology annotation, biological process: mitotic cell cycle; microtubule cytoskeleton organization. Gene Ontology annotation, cellular component: microtubule; cytoplasm. Gene Ontology annotation, molecular function: GTPase activity; GTP binding; structural constituent of cytoskeleton. NCBI's taxonomy places the organism in Eukaryota, Viridiplantae, Streptophyta, Magnoliopsida, Brassicales, Brassicaceae.
CUUUUAAAACCUAUUCAAGCAAACGACAAAAAGAGACGCGUCGCCCAUUUUCUCUUAAAAAAAAAGAAAAAAAAACUCAAAACGAGAGAAAAUGAGAGAGAUCCUCCACAUCCAAGGCGGCCAAUGUGGAAACCAGAUCGGAGCCAAGUUCUGGGAAGUGAUCUGCGACGAGCACGGCAUUGACCACACCGGCCAAUACGUCGGCGACUCCCCUCUCCAGCUCGAACGCAUCGAUGUCUAUUUCAACGAAGCGAGCGGCGGAAAGUACGUCCCUCGCGCCGUUCUCAUGGAUCUGGAGCCUGGAACCAUGGACUCUCUCAGAUCUGGUCCCUACGGCCAGAUCUUCCGUCCCGAUAACUUCGUCUUUGGCCAGUCCGGCGCCGGGAAUAACUGGGCCAAAGGUCAUUACACGGAGGGAGCGGAGCUGAUCGAUUCCGUUCUCGAUGUUGUGAGGAAGGAAGCUGAGAACAGCGAUUGCCUUCAAGGUUUCCAAGUGUGUCACUCGUUGGGAGGUGGAACUGGAUCUGGGAUGGGGACGCUUUUGAUCUCUAAGAUAAGAGAGGAGUAUCCAGACCGUAUGAUGAUGACCUUCUCGGUGUUUCCUUCUCCUAAGGUCUCCGACACUGUUGUUGAGCCAUACAACGCAACGCUCUCUGUGCAUCAGCUCGUUGAAAACGCCGACGAGUGUAUGGUUCUCGACAACGAGGCUCUCUACGACAUCUGCUUCCGUACCCUCAAGCUUUCUAACCCCUCUUUUGGUGAUCUUAACCAUCUCAUCUCGGCUACAAUGAGUGGUGUUACAUGCUGUCUUCGUUUCCCUGGUCAACUCAACUCUGACCUUAGGAAGCUCGCUGUGAACCUCAUCCCUUUCCCAAGGCUCCACUUCUUCAUGGUGGGUUUUGCUCCGUUGACGUCAAGAGGUUCACAGCAAUACAGUGCCUUGAGUGUCCCUGAGCUGACCCAGCAGAUGUGGGAUGCAAAGAACAUGAUGUGCGCUGCUGACCCUCGUCACGGACGUUACUUGACUGCAUCAGCUGUGUUCCGUGGGAAGCUGAGCACUAAGGAGGUCGAUGAGCAGAUGAUGAACAUCCAGAACAAGAACUCGUCCUACUUUGUGGAAUGGAUCCCCAACAAUGUUAAGUCCAGCGUCUGUGACAUUGCACCCAAGGGUUUGAAGAUGGCAUCUACCUUCAUCGGGAACUCGACUUCAAUCCAGGAGAUGUUCAGGCGUGUGAGUGAACAGUUCACAGCUAUGUUCAGGAGAAAGGCUUUCCUUCAUUGGUACACAGGAGAAGGCAUGGACGAGAUGGAGUUCACGGAAGCUGAGAGUAACAUGAAUGAUCUCGUUGCAGAAUAUCAGCAGUACCAGGAUGCUACGGCCGGUGAAGAGGAGUACGAGGAUGAAGAAGAGGAGUACGAUGAGGCUUGAGAUGUUCGUUCAUCAAUGUCUUGGUCGGGAUUCAUAAGCUGUGUAAGCCGCAGUUGCUUCCUUCUUCCCUUUUAAAUCUAUUUCUUUUGUUCAGUUUAUGUGUGCUUUGUUCUUGAAACACAAGUUCAUUUUGGGAUGUUAAAAAAACUUAUGCGUGUAUUGCUUUAUUGUUUUUGUCACUGCAAAAAAAAAUAUUGCUUUUGUUCUUUCAA